Ictidomys tridecemlineatus (thirteen-lined ground squirrel) is the source of this 838-nucleotide messenger RNA. The record is from RefSeq and is a predicted model, not a curated record. NCBI's taxonomy places the organism in Eukaryota, Metazoa, Chordata, Mammalia, Rodentia, Sciuridae.
CGUCCUGUCGUCAUAGGGGCCGUGUCUCCCUAGGGCUUGGACCGAGGACCUCUCUGCCCCUCUUGGCACUCCCAUUUCUAAGCGGCGAGAAGGGUUGGGGGGUGUUGUUAGGGAGUUAGAGGGGUGCUGGUAGGCGAAGUUCGGCGUCCGGAUGGCGGAAGACGGAGGAGGGGAGUUUGAAGCCCUAGUGUGGCGGGGACCAGCCAGGCGAGGCUAGGGAGGCCGUACCCCAUCUGCACGCGUUUCCUUCGCGGGAGGACCUCUCGCCUGGCCCUGGAGCUCUAGUUUGGGAUGUUGAUGCCCAAGAAGAAUCGGAUUGCCAUUUAUGAACUCCUUUUUAAGGAGGGAGUAAUGGUAGCCAAGAAAGAUGUCCACAUGCCCAAGCACCCAGAGCUGGCAGAUAAGAAUGUACCCAACCUUCAUGUCAUGAAGGCCAUGCAGUCUCUCAAGUCUCGAGGCUACGUGAAGGAACAGUUUGCUUGGAGACAUUUCUACUGGUACCUUACCAACGAAGGCAUUCAGUAUCUCCGUGAUUACCUCCAUCUGCCACCUGAGAUUGUGCCUGCCACUCUACGCCGUAGCCGACCAGAAACUGGCCGACCUCGGCCCAAAGGUCUGGAGGGUGAGCGGCCUGCAAGACUCACAAGAGGAGAAGCUGACAGAGAUACCUACAGGCGGAGUGCUGUGCCCCCUGGUGCUGACAAGAAAGCCGAGGCUGGGGCUGGGUCAGCAACCGAAUUUCAGUUUAGAGGCGGAUUUGGUCGUGGACGUGGUCAGCCACCUCAGUGAAGUUGGACCGGAUUAUUUUGUUUUGAAUAAACCUGUAGCCAGAAAAAAA